GCGUCACUGCUCCGCCUAAGCUCCUCCGCACCACCGCACCUAGCGACAGCAAGCAACAUUCGCCAUAGUGCGUGCGCUCUUGUGCAAUUAACAGAGGCAGCUGAAGCUGCAAGUUUGAUCCCAAGCCAUGCGAGGCACUCUUUCCGAACAAUAGCCGCCGUAGAUUCCACCAUGGCAUACGACAUGUCCGCCGGGUACGCCGCGCCUGGCUCAACCAGCCUGCAGGACGAUGCCUUGCUUCCCAUGUUCAACAUCGAACGUGUAUCGCUGCAGUUCUCCGUCGCUUCUGAUUUUGUCGCAGCUGCAGUCGCAAAUAACGUCCUUGUUCUGGCUCUUUCGACAGGGCGCAUUCUGCGAAUAGACUUAGACAGUCCUGCAGAUAUAGACGACAUCGACCUGCCAAAGAAGGCGUCCGAGAUUGGUGUUAUCAAGCGUCUUUUCCUGGACCCCUCCGCAUCCCACCUGAUCAUAACUACCACCCUCGCCGAGAACUUUUAUCUUCAUACGCAAUCACGUUCACCUAAGGCUCUGUCGAGAUUGAAAGGCGUCGUGAUUGAGAGUAUAUCGUGGAACCCCUCACAGCCUACAGCAUCAACCCGAGAGAUCCUGAUCGGCGCAUCGGAUGGAAAUGUAUACGAGGUCUAUAUCGAGCCCUCGUCCGAAUUCUAUCGUCGCGAAGAGCGAUACUUGAAGGGGGUAUACAAAACGAAUGAUGGUCCAGUUACAGGAUUAUGGACAGACAUCGUACCUGGUAGGGCUGACAUGCGCCGGGUCAUCAUCGUGACACCUUCCUCAUUCCUGCACUUUGCGGGCAAGAUUGGCCGGCAUGGGCAUGAAGGGAGUGGAUCGAUAUUCUCGAAGCUUUUCGAAACCGAGUCAGCGACUGUUCACGAACUUGGCAACGUGUCGUCUGGGGUUGUUUCUGGUCUGGCCAUAUCGCCUGAAGCUGUGGAAAGUCCUGGACAGGAUCACACCAAUGCUGAACGGCUAUUUGGGUGGCUCACAUCACAAGGCGUGCUUACUGGAAAAUUGCACCUCUCAUCAGAUACAUCCGAGCUUGGUGGCAGGGUUUUGGGCGAGUCUAAGAUGGUCCCGCGAUCGCAGAUACCCCCUUCGCAGAGCGCCAGUGGAAGGACCAGGAAAUCUCAAGAGCCGGUCCAGUCUAUGAUACUUAGUCAAUGGCAUAUUCUUCAACUAGUUGAUGGCAGGAUAGUAGCAAUCAACCGGUUGGAUGAUACUGUUGUCCUGGAUCAGACUGUACUUGAACCGGGUCAGAGUGCGCUCGGCUUAGUGGCAGAUCUCAAGAAAAACACAUACUGGUUGUUCACUAACCAGGAGAUCUUCGAAAUUGUCUUGACCGACGAGAGUAGAGAUGUGUGGAAAAUCAUGCUCAAAAAUCAGCAUUUCGAUGCAGCAUCUCAAUAUGCGAAAACUGCAUCACAGAAAGAUGCUGUAGCCACAGCUUCUGGUGAUUAUCUGGUCGGCAAGGGUCAAUACAUGGAGGCUGCAGCAGUUUAUGGACGAAGCACCAAGCCGUUUGAGCAGGUUGCGCUUACGUUCAUUGACAAGGGAGAGCAGGAUGCUUUGAGGAAGUACCUACUUACAAAACUCUCUACUCUGAAGAAAAGUUCGAUCAUGCAACGAAUGAUGCUGGCCACGUGGCUAGUCGAAGUGUUUAUGGCGAAGCUCAAUACCCUGGAUGAUACGAUUACUACGAAAGCUGAGCUCUCUGAGAGCAUGAACACAGCCGAGACCCAAGAUCAACUAUCGGUUAUCCGCAAGGAAUAUCAGGAUUUUGUGUCCAAGAAUAAAGCAGACUUGGACCGGAAAACUGUCUAUGAAAUCACCAGCAGUCAUGGCAGGGAACAGGAGUUGCUUUAUUUUGCAACCGUGGUGAACGACUACAAUUAUGUACUUGCCUACUGGGUGCAAAGAGAAAGGUGGCAAGAAACACUUGACGUCCUGAAAAAACAGACGGACCCGGAAAUAUUCUACAAAUACAGUAGCGUCCUGAUGGCUCACGUACCAGUAGAUCUGGUCGAGAUCAUGAUGCGUCAGACAAAUUUGGAUGCCCAAAAACUCAUUCCUGCGUUCCUCAACUAUAACAACAACACCAAAGUUCCACUGAAUCAAAAUCAAGCAGUACGAUAUUUACUCUUCGAAAUCAAUCAACACCAAUCCAUAGAUGCCGCCAUCCACAACACACUCAUCUCAAUAUAUGCAUCGCAUCCCACUAGGGACGAAUCGGCGCUGCUUAGUUACCUCGAAGGACAGUCCUACGCCAAUGAGCAAAAUUACGAUGCUGAUUUUGCCCUUCGACUAUGCAUCCAGCAUAAGCGCGUCCAAUCCUGUGUUCAUAUUUAUAGCUCCAUGGCUCAGUAUGUCCAGGCUGUGGAUCUUGCGUUGAAAUACGACGAGGUAGAUCUUGCCAGUACCGUUGCAGAUCGUUCGAAUACUGAGCCAGCGCUGCGCAAGAAGCUAUGGCUUGCGAUUGCGAAGAAGGUCAUUUCGCAGUCAUCAGGGAUCAAAACCGCCAUUGAAUUUCUUCGUCGGGUCGAUCUUUUGAGAAUAGAAGAUCUUAUUCCCUUCUUCCCCGACUUUGUGGUAAUUGACGAUUUCAAAGAGGAAAUAUGUACCGCCCUCGAGGAUUACUCCCGCAAGAUCGAUGAACUCAAGAAGGAGAUGGACGAAAGCGAGGAGACAGCUGCGCACAUCAAGACUGACAUUAAGGCGCUUGAGCAGCGGUACGCAAUUGUCGAGCCUGGGGAGCGGUGUUAUGUGUGCGGAUUGCCCUUACUUGCGCGCCAGUUCUUUGUGUUUCCCUGCCAGCAUGCUUUCCACAGUGACUGUCUCGCGAAGAGAGUCGUCGAACUGGCAGGCAUCGCUAGGGGUAAACGGAUUGCCGAGCUGCAAACCGAAGUUAGUAAGGGUACCAGUGUCGGUUCUAAACGAGAAAAAGCUAUCCGAGAAUUGGACGCUCUUGUUGGGUCAUCAUGUGUUCUAUGUAGUGAAAUGGCAGUCAAGCUCAUUGAUGAGCCAUUCAUUACUGCUACGGACGAUAAAGAGGAGUGGGCGUUGUAGAAAUCACAGAAGAAAUCGUAUUCAAUGACUUCAACCGUUCUAGAUAGAAAUUAUGUUGUCCCGGGUAAUAUGACCCGCGGGUGUUGUUUUCCAAACCUGAAUGACGAUGGUCUUGAUGCGCACGAUCAUUGCCGUUUUAGCAAGGGAUCAACCAAACACCACGAACGUUUUAGCUCCCUCCCCAUGGCUCUCACAGACACCAAUUGUUC
Periconia digitata is the source of this 3290-nucleotide messenger RNA. The record is from the annotation of a GenBank genome assembly. Lineage: Eukaryota; Fungi; Ascomycota; Dothideomycetes; Pleosporales; Periconiaceae.